UUGAAAAAAGUUCGCGGGGAUUUUUACAGGUUCUUCUAGUCUCCGAAGAAAAUUAAGAAUUUAGAUUGCUAUGAAUGCGCUCAAGUAUCUUUUGAGAGCACAGAGCUACAAGCUGCCUUUUGUAUACCACAGAAAGUUGUCUAUGGAGGCCACAAAUGGCUUCAAAUCGAUUCUGUACUCCAAAGUCGGACGUGUGGCGCACAUAGCCUUGAACCGCCCGACUAGAUUGAACGCGAUCAACAUGGACGUGCCACGGGAACUACAACAAGCUGUCAGCGCAGCGAAUGCAGACGAUGAUGUCCGGGUCAUACUGCUGUAUGGGAAGGGGAAGGCAUUCUGCUCUGGGUACGACCUGAAGCUAUUUGCAGAGGGAGAGCGCGGGUCGAUGCCCAGCAGCCAGACCAUGCCGUGGUGUCCUUAUAAGGACUACAGCCUAAUCAACCCCUGCACCGAGGCAUUCAUGUCCUUGUGGAGGAGUCUGAAGCCGGUGGUUUGUAAGGUUCAUGGUUAUGCUGUGGCAGGUGGGAGUGACCUAGCCUUGUGUGCAGACAUUAUCUACAUGGCAGACGACGCCCUGAUUGGGUAUCCACCAGCCAGACUCUGGGGUUGUCCUACCACAGCCAUGUGGGUUUACAGGAUUGGUGCAGAAAAGGCCAAGCGGAUGCUGUUGACAGGAGACCUGAUUGACGGACAGGAGGCGGCCAGGAUAGGACUGGUCUGUAAGUCUGUGCCUGCAGCAGACCUGGACUCAGAGACGGACAGACUUGUAAACAGGAUUGCAUCAGUCCCAACCAAUCAACUCUUUUUUCAGAAACAGGUCAUCAACCAGGCUGUGGAACAGAUGGGGCUUUCAUCCACACAGAGACUUGCCACCAUCUUUGACGGCAUGACGAGACACAGUCCUGAGGGCGUGGCCUUCCAGAAACGCUGCCAGGAUGUCGGCUUUAAAGACGCCGUUCUGGAGAGGGACGAGGGGGACUGGGGGGCCAAAGGUCCCAGCUCCAAACUAUAGAUCAGAAAUAUUCACAGGAGAAAGUCAAGUUUAAUGAAUCUAAUUCUAACUGGCUUUCCUUAGAAACAUAGCAAAGCAAAGCAAUCAUAA
This is a messenger RNA of Branchiostoma belcheri (Belcher's lancelet), 1102 nucleotides long. RefSeq names its product probable enoyl-CoA hydratase. The transcript is spliced from 5 exons. Lineage: Eukaryota; Metazoa; Chordata; Leptocardii; Amphioxiformes; Branchiostomatidae. The record is from RefSeq and is a predicted model, not a curated record. The coding region runs from base 71 to 1012 and encodes 313 amino acids.